CUGCCCUCCUACCAACAACACCAUCCACUCCCCACGAACAAUCGCGGCCCCUUUCCUUCGUCCUUCUUUUCUACGUUCUUUUUGUCCAUCCUCCACCCCAUUCCCCAAUCUCUGUCACUCCUUCACCUACCCGGCCAUCACGGCUGAGCGCGUUCCGCGUCGUCUGCGAUACCUGUACCGCCAGCCAUGGCGUCGAUCGGCUCUGCUUUUCGAUCGUUCUGGCAUGCGAUGACCAGCUAUGACCGACAUUCCUCCUACGACUCCCCCUACCGCUCAGGCCAACAUGUCCCCCUCGCCCAAAGCCGGCACGAGCCUCUAACAUCUGUCGCGACAGCUUCAGAAUCCCGCGGCGAUCUUAGCUCCCCAUAUUUUGAAGAGGUCGGAAGCCAGUCCACGGCCGCGUUGAAUGGCAGCACGUACCCCGGAUCCCCUAUGUCACACCGCCAGAGCCAGAGCCCAGGACCAAACCCCCCUUAUUCACCGGGUAUGAGAUCAUCCUCCCUUUUACAAAGACGGAGCACAAGCGACAACUUCGAGAAUGUCACCCCUGGCGAGAUCCAAUUACAACCCUUCACAGAGGGCCUUCCACCACCUCCCCCCGUGUCCCACUCCUGGACGAGGAUUGAUCGAUGGGCAGAGGAGAACUACGAGGAGCUGUUUGAUCAACUCGGUGAGGGCUGCACCAACAAUGACUUGUUAGAGCUGGAGUAUCAGUUGGACUGCUCUCUCCCAAUGGAUGUUCGCGAGUCAUUGCAGAUCCACGAUGGACAAGAGCGAGGUGGUAUGCCGACUGGUAUCAUCUUUGGCUGCAUGCUACUGGACUGUGAGGAGAUUGUGCAGGAGUGGACAAACUGGAAGAAGGUCAACGAGGAAUACCUCAGAGAGCCAAUCAACCCGAAGCCUUCUACGCCAUCAAAAGUCCUGGGCGGAAGCUCAUCCUCGUCUUCGAAACCCUCGGCACAGGCAGGAGGAAACCCUAUGUGGAGACAGGAUCUACUCGCCAAGCAAGACUCUCAACCCUCGGGUGCCAUCCAGAGAGUUUAUGCACACCCUGCUUGGAUUCCGUUAGUUAGGGAUUGGGGUGGAAACAACCUGGCUGUUGAUCUGGCCCCGGGACCUACUGGUAAAUGGGGUCAAGUAAUUCUGUUUGGUCGGGACUACGACUGCAAAUAUGUGGUCGCACGAUCCUGGGCCGCCUUCUUGGCCACCGUUGCAGAUGAUCUCAACAGCGGUAAGUGGUUUGUGGAUGAGGAGACCAAUGAGCUCAAGUUGCGGGAAUUCAAGUCACGAACUGUUGAGCCUGGUUACUUGGACAUCCUGAGAUGGAGAAUGGACCAGAAGUAUGGUCGCAAGGGAGGGCGACGUAAGUCUACGCCACCAGUCAAUGCCCACCCCGGUGGGUCUCCAACAACAUCUCCGUACGCAAGCCCAACCGCCGAAACGGGAGAGCCUCGGGGACGAUCGAUGCAGCGAUUCAGCGGAGCCUCACCCGUUGCAAGUCCAAACCGCCCCAACUACGUCAAACCAAGUCCUUUGGCUAGAGUGACUGAGGAGACUGCACCCAUCAAAGUCAAUACAGAGCCUGCUCCUGCGCCGAAACUCGUGGAGGUGGAUAGUCCGAGACCCCCUGAGCCUGAGGAACCGAAACCGAAGCAGAACAAGGCUCUGGAGUCGUUACUCGAACCUGUUGCUGCGGAUGACGACAAGGAGAAUACAAAGACCGAAGAUCCUCCCGCUGUUGAGGGAUUGGGAAUAAUAGACGCCAGCGCCAAGAAGGCUACAGUUGAAGACGAAGAGACUACGAUGAAGACGAUUGAGAUCUGAGUUCGUCCUUUUUCAUUAUCGCAUUGCAUGUGGCGUUGAAGGCGUGGGAGCUUCGUUUGAGAAAAUCCUGUCAUGAUGACUGGCUGCAUCUGGAUGGUCUGUUUAUCUGGUCGACUCUUCACUCUACAGAAGAAAUAUGGCCAUCGUGCUUAUGAGGUCUAAUACAAUCGCAAUAUACGAAGUGGACGUCCCUAUUUUCACCGCUGGGCCAAGCAGAGCUGGUUCGAUUUUGCAGGAGUCGCUGCAGGCCGGGACGAUAAGCUUUGUUGUACAAUUAGAAGGAGAGCGCCUGUAGUGCUUGGUUUUUUACUUUUCUUAUUGGAGGGACUGAAAUCGUAAUGCUGACCUCAUAGCUGAUUGACGGCUGGGACAGAUGGCAGAUGCCUAAAACUCAAAACCUACAUGUACAGACAGGAUGGAAAGGAAAGAAGAAGCAUUCUGCAUUCCGCUGUGAUAGAACAUUGGUUUGGGUGUAC
This is a messenger RNA of Amorphotheca resinae ATCC 22711, 2300 nucleotides long. RefSeq lists its product as hypothetical. Bases 187 to 1824 code for a protein of 545 amino acids. Gene Ontology annotation, cellular component: mating projection tip. Gene Ontology annotation, biological process: regulation of fungal-type cell wall biogenesis; cell wall biogenesis. The transcript is spliced from 3 exons. The record is from RefSeq and is a predicted model, not a curated record. NCBI's taxonomy places the organism in Eukaryota, Fungi, Ascomycota, Leotiomycetes, Helotiales, Amorphothecaceae.